This is a messenger RNA of Pygocentrus nattereri (red-bellied piranha), 2971 nucleotides long. Its product is annotated as tripartite motif-containing protein 16-like. The transcript has 6 exons. Gene Ontology annotation, molecular function: protein binding. The record is from RefSeq and is a predicted model, not a curated record. Bases 127 to 1161 code for a protein of 344 amino acids. NCBI's taxonomy places the organism in Eukaryota, Metazoa, Chordata, Actinopteri, Characiformes, Serrasalmidae.
UCUCUCUCUCUCUGUCUCUCUCUCUCUCUGUCUCUCUCUGUCUCUCUCUCUCUCUCUGUCUCUCUCUCUCUCUGCCUCUCUCUCUACUGUCGCACUGACCGAAGCUGCAUCUGCUAUUUGUGUACAAUGGAUGACCACAGACGCCACGAUACAGUCUCAGCUGCAGCAGAGAGAACCCAGAAACAGAUGGAGCUGAAGGAGAUGCAGAGAGAAUUCCAGCAGAAGAUCCAGGAGAAACAAAAGCAGCUACAGGAGCUGGAACAGGCUGUGAACACUGUUAAGAAAAUCAACAGAAUGAGUGUUGAAGAACUCCUGGAGAAACUGGAGCAGGAUAUUGCGGAUCUAAACAGGAGAAACACUGAGCUGGAGCAGCUUUCACUCACAGAGGAUCACAUCCAUUUCCUGCAGAGUUUCCAGUCUCUGAGCGUCUCUUCUGGAUCUGAGGACUCCUCCAGCAUCUCUGUCCAUCACCAUAUCUCAUUUGAUGGACUGAGGAUGUCUCUCUCUGAUCUGAAAGAGAGACUAGAGGAGUUCUGCAGAGAGGAGUUCAGUCAAAUCCCUCCACAGGCUGCAGCAGCUCCUUCAUUCCUCUCAGAACCAAAGAGCAGAGAAGAUUUUCUACAGUAUUUCUGUCAAUUGACUCUGGAUCCUAACACAGCGCAUCGUCACCUCAUCCUGUCUGAGAAGAACAGAGUGGUGGAGUGGAGUGAAGACCAGUGUUACCCUGAUCAUCCAGAGAGAUUUGAAGACUUGCCUCAGGUGUUGAGUGUGGAGAGUCUGAGUGGACGCUGUUACUGGGAGGUUGAGUGGAGUGGAAAGGUCUACAUGUCAGUCUCAUAUAAAGAGAUCAGCAGGAAAGGAGAGAGUUAUCAAUGCAAGUUUGGACGUAACGAUCAGUCCUGGAGUCUGCUGUUUUAUUCUUCUCUCAUCUUCUCCCACAACAACAUUAGAACUGCGCUCCCAAUACUUCCAUCCUCCAGAAUAGGAGUUUACGUGGAUCACAGUGCAGGAAUUCUGUCCUUCUACAGCGUCUGUGACACAAUGAUCCUCCUAUAUGCAGUCCACACCACAUUCACUCGGCCUCUCUACGCUGGGUUCUGGGUUGGUUAUGACUCACCUCUGAGGUUGUGUGAUAAAAAUGAUGGUGGUGAUCGUGGCUGAUUUGACUAGGUGUCUGGUCUUAGCAGCUCUUUUUCCUCAUCUAAUUAUAUUUCAUCAAUUAAGUCUAUUAAGAGUGAUGAUCUUCUUAAAAUCUCUGGUUUAUUACACUCUAAACGUCUGUUAACACAGAGUCUAAUUUUCACUCAUGUUAUGUUUUGUAGAUGAACAUAUUUGUAGCUGAACCAAACCAACCAGCUACAAAUCAAGACAUUAGAAACAUUUACACAGAGCAGAAAAAAAUUCAAGAAGAAGAAGAAGGAGGCAAAUGUGUAAGACUGUACUUAUUGUUUUAAGGUCAGAAUGUACAACAGAUUCCCAAAAGCUUUACUUCCACUCCAACACUUUUCAGCCAAAUUUUAGCCAUCAGGUAUUUUUCUCUGCUGAUUUUACAGUAAACGUUUCUGCUUUUAUGGUUUAUACUAUAGUUCUAUGUACUAUAUACAGUGAUUGAUUUGGGUCUUUCUAUUUUUGUGGUUCAUUUUUAAUCACUCCUUUUUCCAGCAAAUGGCCAGCCCUGCAUUACCAUGAAACAAGGAAUUUACAUCAUUGUCCUGAUUACAUUAAUUUAUUCAUUUAUAUAAGGCUUCAGAGACAGUGGAGCCAAAUGGUAGAGGACAGCUAGUCAGCUUGAGUUUAGGCUUUUUUGUUUCCUCCUUUUGAGUUUAAUAAAGAGCAACUUCCAGCAUGAGCUUCACCCUAGUCUUCCUCUGCUUGAUGCUACAAUACAAAACACAACUCUAUUUAUUUUAAAUUAUUUAGUAUUAUAAUAUCCCCUGACAUUUUGUUUGGGGAUAGGAACACUAAAGAGACCCAUUUGUGUGAUCUAGGUAUUGUAUUGUGCUGGGGAGUGGGUUUAGUCGGGGGUUGGGGUUGUUUUGUGCAUGGGUGGGUUCACUGUCAGGGCAAAGCCUGUGGCUUGUGGUGACCACCCUGCAGAUUUGUGUAGGGUGUGCCUGUUCUGAUGGUGUAAAAAUAAGAGCAUUUUCCUGAACAUGGCUUAUCCUGAUCCUUCCUCUGAGCAUCCACACUGCAUCCAAGUCUUUUGGCUCUGACUGUACCCCUUCACCACAUACAAGACAACCUACAUGUCAGACUUGAUGCUUAAAAAGUUCACAUUUCUUUUUGGAAUAAUCUUCCAGUCAGUGUUCGGGACACAGCCUCAGUCUUUAAGUCUAGGCUAAAACCCACUUGUUUAGUGGAGGCUUUAGUAAUUAGUGUUUCCCUUUUAGAUAAAAGGUGCAUAUCUGGUGGUUCAUGGUCAUAGAGUAUUAUGGUAAACUGGGAAUGCUGGUGCUGUCGUCCCGUUGCCUCACUCACUCACUCACUCACUCAGGUUUGUUGACAGUGUAGUGGAGGGGCGCUGACUUCUCAGGGAGCCUCAUGAUGCUGUUACUUUCUGGUUUCUCCUUUUUAGUAAAGGGCUGUAAUAAGUAGACCUGCUGAAGUCUCUGCUGCUCUGUUAACACUGUAAUCUGUGAUCAGUCACUCUUUACAGAACUGACUCUGUGUGUUUUCCUUUGUUUGCCGAGUUGAGCAGCCGCCCGUCCUGUGCAUCUGAUGGUGUUGCUUCUUCAGCCUUGAUCAGGUCCCACUGCUAGCCAGCCUUCUGGACCGGCUUGUCCACCAUUGAGCUUCAUGCUGUACAAUGCUGUGCAAAUCUUACCCUCAUGAACUGACCCUGCUGCUUCUGCUGCAUAAACACAGUGAUGCUCUGGUGACGCUCACGGGAGCUCGGAUUCAGAUUUUUCCUGUAAAGCUGCUAUGUGACCACACCUGUUGUAAAAAGUGCUAUAUAAAUAAACUUUGCUUG